AUGUCGUCCCCAAUUGCGGAAGGCAAACAGAAAUCCGAAAAUGGGGGAAUAUCCGAAAAUGUCAUGGGCAGGCUGCGCUCUGGGUCGGUGUCGGCAGCCAAAGAGCUGUUGCAGUACAAUCCGCAGCUGGGCAUGUGGGCUGCCACAGGAACUGCUAUCGCCCACGCACCGAACAUUACCGACUUGAAGCAAGACGACAUUGGAUUCGACGCCCACGGCCACAGCGCACGUGAAGCCGACACGGCCACUCUGCGUACAGCUCCCACAGCGACCGAGGCCGAACAGGCGAAUGCCGAACCGAAAGCACCGUGGACGACGGUAAUCAAACGCGGGCUGGUCGCAGCCGGCAAGUUCGUCAUCACCCCAACCGGCUUCCUCAUCACCGUCUACGGACUCAACGUGGUAGCAUGGGGAGCGAUGCUGUUCUUUCUGCUUCUCAAGGCGGCGCCUGCCAUGAACCAUCCGGACAACGGCGACGCAGACUCAUCUCCGCGAAAAAUCUGGAUCGAGAUCGACUCGCAGAUCCUGAACGCGCUCUUCUGCCUUACCGCCUGGGGCCUUGCGCCGUGGAGGUUCCGAGACCUGUGGUUCAUUGCAGCCUUCCGUCUCGGACUCGGGCCAGAAAAGGGAAGAGUCGGGUUGCGCAGGCUUGCUCAGCAGAACGCGAGCUGGUUCCGACUCCGCCAGGAAGACAUGGAUGCGGCGAGCGACGAGAGAAUUACGACGUCAGGCGCAUGUGCGCCCGCGACGCAGUACUGGAAAUUGGAUUUUGUCGUCUGGAUGUACGUGCUCAACACGCUAUUCCAGGUUGGCAUGGCGUUCAUGAUGUGGCACUACAACCGCAUCGACCGGCCGACGUGGGGCGCGGGCCUGUUCAUUGGGUUGGGCUGUGGCGUCAGCUUGUUCGCAGGCCUCAUGUGCUGGUGGGAAGGACGGAAGGUCAAGCUGAUCGAGGGGCCGAAGCUGGUCGAGAAGGAAAUCUUGUAG
Molecule: messenger RNA, 987 nt
Organism: Lasiodiplodia theobromae
Lineage: Eukaryota; Fungi; Ascomycota; Dothideomycetes; Botryosphaeriales; Botryosphaeriaceae
Product: Alpha-L-rhamnosidase
Exons: 1
Coding region: 1-987 (328 amino acids)
Source: RefSeq, a predicted model, not a curated record